AUGGUGGAAGCAGAUAGGCCUGGGAAGCUGUUUAUAGGCGGGCUCAAUGCAGAGACCGACGAAAAGACUCUUGAAGCUGUGUUUGAGAAAUAUGGCCCCAUAGUAGAAGUUCUUCUAAUGAAAGAUCGGGACACAAACAAGUCCAGAGGCUUUGCCUUUAUUACUUUUGAGAACCCUGCAGAUGCAAAGGUUGCUACCAAAGACAUGAAUGGGAAGUCUUUGGAUGGAAAAACAAUCAAAGUAGAGCAAGCCAACAAACCGUCUUUUGAAAGUGGUGGUAGGCGUAGGCCACCACUUCCAAGGAGCAGGGGCCCGCCGAGAAGUCUGAGAUGUGGAAGAGGAGGAAGUGGAGGAGCAAGAGGGUAUCCUUCACGUGGAGGACGCUUGGAUGAUGGUGGAUAUUCUGUUAACAUGAGCUCUUCUAGGGGACCAUUUCCAAUUAAAAGAGGUCCGUCUUCAAGAAGUGGAGGUCCUCCUCCUAAAAGAUCUACUCCUUCUGGCCCAGUGCGAAGCAGUAGUGGGAUGGGAGGACGAGGUCCAAUAUCACGUGGGAGAGAGAAUUAUGGAGGUCCUCUGCGCAGAGAGCCAGUGUCAUACCGGAGAGAUGACUAUAUGUUACCAAGAGGUGAUAGGUACAGUACCAGAGAUAGUUAUUCAGGCAGAGAUUAUCCAAGUUCCCGAGACAGCAAGGUUUAUGCUCCACUAGUUAGAGACUACACCUACCGUGAUUAUGGCCGUUCUGGUUCUCGGGGUGAACAUUACUCUACUGGAUACAGUGUUCGUGAUGCCUAUGGUGGGGGCCGUGAUAGAGACUAUCCUGGACAUCUGAGUGGAGGCUCUUACAGAGAUUUGUAUGAAAGUUAUGGUAGCUCACGUGGUGCACCACCUGCAAGAGGACCCCCUCUGACUUACGGGGGAAGCAGUCGCUAUGAUGAUUAUAGCAGUACUCGGGAUGUAUAUGGUGAAAGCCGAGAAAGUUAUUCAAGCAUCCGAAGUGAUAUCUACUCAAGUGGUCGUGAGCGUAGUGGUAGACAUGAACGAGGGCUUCCAUCUACUGUGGAUAGGGUAUAUCCUGCUUCUCGUGAAUCAUAUAGUAGCUCAAGUUGUGGGGCUUCAAGAGAGGGUCAUGGGGGAAGCCGAUCGGAGAGAGGAGAGCGAAGCAGAUAUUAA
Loxodonta africana (African savanna elephant) is the source of this 1170-nucleotide messenger RNA. Its product is annotated as RNA-binding motif protein, X chromosome-like. Gene Ontology annotation, molecular function: RNA binding. The coding region runs from base 1 to 1170 and encodes 389 amino acids. The record is from RefSeq and is a predicted model, not a curated record. The transcript is spliced from 8 exons. Gene Ontology annotation, cellular component: spliceosomal complex. NCBI's taxonomy places the organism in Eukaryota, Metazoa, Chordata, Mammalia, Proboscidea, Elephantidae. Gene Ontology annotation, biological process: positive regulation of mRNA splicing, via spliceosome.